Molecule: messenger RNA, 905 nt
Organism: Parathielavia appendiculata
Lineage: Eukaryota; Fungi; Ascomycota; Sordariomycetes; Sordariales; Chaetomiaceae
Exons: 1
Coding region: 448-765 (105 amino acids)
Source: RefSeq, a predicted model, not a curated record
UCAUGGUGGGCGGGUCCGUGCGCGCCACUGGUCAGCAGGUCAGCGACCGUGCAGCGAAUUGGUGAAUAUCUCUCGCUCUGAGGGAAGACAUGUUGUAAUGCACAGUGGCAAGGCGAGGGAGCCUCUCAUUCUACCUGGGAGGGAAAGCACCAUCGGAUCCAAAAAUGUGGUCGCCAGACAUGAAAGCAGUCUUGGCAACGAUCAAAUACGCAAUGGCGACAGGGAGAUGGGAACUUGACGAGGAACGACGAAGAUUGGGAAAAUCACAGUAGGGGGAGCUCCACUAACACUACACAGCCUCAACCAGCAGAUCCCGCUUUAGCUGCUGAAGAUAGGACGCUGAACACUUGGAGAACGCAGCCUCCAAGUCGAUCUGUUAAACUAAGUCAAGAGGCUACAGUUAGUGGCGUGAGAAAAGCGGAGAGAGUAAAGGGCUUGUACGAGUUGAUGAUUGAACGUCAACGAAUUGGAUGUACAGUAGUUAGCGUGCCAAGGCCCUUUAGGCUUCGCGCCUCCGGGCGAAAUAAAUUCCAUCCAUCCAUCCAUCUCUCGCUCCUGCCAAGCUGUCGACAUCGGAGACCGUCGGACUUGGAACGAUGGCCGAUCCGAGUACAACCUUUCCCCGUUCCAUCCCGUGCUGUUCUGCCUAUCGGGGCAACGAGCAGACGUUGGAAGCCUGUAGGAUCGGGCAUGUCAGAUUCCGCAUGCCGGCCCCGACCGAGAUGCAGUUCCUCGUGGGUCGACUCGACAACGAGGCCUGAAUAACAAAUUUGUCAGGCAUCACUAAUUUAAUUAUUAUAAGCGCUCCUGCAAUGUAAGCCUGUAGGAUCGGGCAUGUCAGAUUCCGCAUGCCGGGCUCGACCGAGAUGCAUUUCCUCGUGGGUUGACUUGACAACGAGGUCUGA